Messenger RNA from Clarias gariepinus (North African catfish), 2349 nucleotides. It is a transcript of the gene lzts1, whose product is annotated as leucine zipper, putative tumor suppressor 1. Bases 170 to 1819 code for a protein of 549 amino acids. The record is from RefSeq and is a predicted model, not a curated record. Lineage: Eukaryota; Metazoa; Chordata; Actinopteri; Siluriformes; Clariidae. Gene Ontology annotation, biological process: regulation of synaptic plasticity; regulation of dendrite morphogenesis. Gene Ontology annotation, cellular component: dendritic spine. The transcript has 7 exons.
CACUGAUGGACGGUGUGUGUGUGCACGUGUGUGUGUUUAUGGACGUGCUGCAGGGGCGAGUGUGUUAGCGGGACGAGUCUCUUCUCAUAGUUUUCCCCAAGAACUGAAGACGACAUGAACGUUGAACUGUCGCGUGAGCUCCUGCUGUGUCAUUAGAAACGCUGGCAUCAUGGGUAGCGUCAGCAGUCUAAUACCCGGCGGUAAAAACUGCAGAGGUUCAGAUCAAAAGCUGAAAAAAGGAUUUCAGUGUAAACGUGGCGGCCUGACGAAACACAACCCUCACGAACACAACAGCAAAAACAACAACAACUCCAAAUUCGGCCUCGGCUCGGGCGGAACCGGCAACAGCGACGACUUCUUCUACAUCAAAGUGAGCCACAAGCCGCGAGAUGAAACGCCGGACGAGUCGAGGAGAACGCCGACGGACCCGAGCGUGUGUGCUAGAUUAGAGCAGACUGCAGAAAACCCCUUCAUGCCUCAAUUUCCUCGGAGCAGCAGCUCUUCCGUAGAAACCCACAACAGUCUGAGUGCCAUUCUAGGAACUAACCUCAGCCACAUCGAUCGACCUAAAAACCAGACACCGGAACACAAACGCGACAUGAGCUCGGGAUCGCCGUGCGAUUCCGGGAUUUCCGGCUCCAGCUGGAUCAACGAUGCCGCUAAUAGCAGGACUAAAUGGACGGGUGGAGUUAAUGGAGACGGUGGGAUAUCAAACUCCAGCACGAGAUCCACGAGCGUGUUGAGCGACUGUAUAUCCGGUCCUGCUAGCUUAAAGACAGACACAGCGGAUAAAAACGCUGAAACGAACCACACGAGUCCUUUUUCUGAUCGGAAUUUUCCAAGUUCCAUGGAGUCUGAAGUGUCUGAGGGACGACAGCUCCACAGCUCUGAGGUAUCCCAGCAUGCUUUGCAGACCCAGCAGCUCCUCCAGCUGCAGAUUCUUCAGCUCCAGCAGGAUAAAGACCGUCUCCAGGAGGAAGUGGAUCAGCUGAUCAGGGACAGGAAUGCAGCCGAGAGUCAGCUGAUCUACAAACACCGACACACACCAUCAACACCCACGCUGGAGGAGACUCAGUGGGAGGUGUGCCAGAAAGUGGGUGAGAUCUCCCUGUUGAAGCAGCAGCUGAAGGACUCACAGGCUGAAGUGACCAAUAAGCUGAGUGAGAUCGUCUCUCUAAGAGCCGCACUGAGAGAAAUGAGGAGUAAAAUGGAGGAAUUGGAGGAGAAACACAGAGUGUGUGAGGAAACACUGCAGUUACGGAGCACUGAGAUGGAGGUCUGUGAGAAUGAGCUGCAGAGGAAGAAGAACGAGGCUGAGCUUCUUCGUGAGAAAGCAGGAAAGCUGGAGACAGAUGUCAAAACACUGAAACAAGACCUCCUGGUGGCCCAAGAGGAGCAUUUAGAGCUCCUGAGUCUGAAGGUCCAGUUGCAAGAGCAACAUCAUCAACUGCAGGUCUGCCAAUCCAAGUUGGCUGACCAGGAAACUUCAGGACAAGUUGAUGUCCUUCAGAAGGAAGUGGAGAGACUGCGCGGGCAGCUGGAAGAUGAGAAACAGAAGAAGGAGAAGAUCCUGAGCAGCUUCCAUCGUGAGAAGCAGACGUGGAAUAAAGAGAAGGACAAAGUGAUACGCUACCAGAAGCAGCUACAGUUUAACUACCUGCAGAUGCACAAAAAGAACCAGGAGCUGGAAAAGAAACUGAAGGAACAAAAUGGCAAAGUGGAUAACAGGACAGAAAAAGACGAGGACAGGAUAAGGGAGGACACGGGAGUUCAAAAGACAGAUGUGCGCUAUGAUGAAAUGGUGGCCACUGAGAUAUAAAGCUGUGCACUGCUUCAAUCUCAUCUUUAACACGCACUUGCCCCCUUCAGUGUCCCCUUGUUUCAGGGUUCCUCAAGGGCUCCUCAAAGGUUCUUCAGAUAGUUCUGCUUCAUAUCCUUAGCUAAAGAACUCUUAGCUUGAAUUAAAAAACGUUGGUUAUAUUUAGAAGCUUCCCUUAGACAAACCAAAGAGACCUUUGCUAGAUAAUGUGUACUCUUCACAAACUAGCCAGAUAAAGUGUACGUACAUCCCAGAAUGCAUUGCUACAUUCCUGAUGCGGGUUCAAAAUGUCACAAUGGCAGACGAGGCAUAAACAGUGUUGGGUUUAAACACUUUUAAGUCUGUAUUGUUUAAAUCGUCGUGUCACUGAUGGACUUUAACUCAACACUGAACUCUCUAAGCCCUCGCACUGACUCACUGAGGGCACGCCACACUCCGCGCUCUCACACCACACACACUCUGAACCAUCUACACAAUCUAUUGUAUAUUGUUUAUUUAUUCUGAUUAUAUAAUAAAUGCUAAUUUUCUGU